ACCCAUCGGGUAGCCGUUACCGUUGUCCGCGUUGCGGAUCCUCUCGACCGACGCACGAGCGCGGCCUGGCCUCCAAAGGGGAGGAGACCACACCGGGGGAAGGAUUUUACGUCGGCGAAAAAAUCCGAGAGGGAAGCGGAGGCGAGCGGAAAUGAGGGGGGUGUCCAAAGAGAAAAUCCCGUCCCUUUAAGAGCAAGUGGGACAUAGCGGUGCGAAAAGGAGAGGAGGGGGAGAAGAAAGAGGAAUUAAAAAAGAAAAGGAAGAAAGAGACAGGGAGGGAGGAGGGAGAGCGGGCGAUAAAAAAAGAAAGAUGACAUCCUCGCGGCUGAACGACCGAGGUGGAGCGAUAGGCUGCGGCCCGGCGAGAGCGCCGCUCGCCGGGGUCAGGGCUUGAAUCCAACAUCGAGGCUUCGACAAACACCCGAUUGGCCUGUUGUGGGGGGAAAUCGGGAGAGAAAAGAAAACACAAAUGAAAGCAAAGCAUGACCUGCUGUGCUACCAGAUUCGUAUAUUUUAACUCGUAUUGGCUUUUUUCGUACGAAAAAAUACAUUUAUGCCGCGUAGGUUGGUUUUGGUGUAAUGCUAAAGAAGUGUCGGUUUGAAUGUGAGUUUUUAGUAGGACUUUACUUGGCGGCGUGUUAGCUCGUUUGUCUCAAAUUGGGGUUUAAAAAGAAUUAAAGUUGGGAGUCCAAAGUGCGGGAGAAACGGGCGCUUCGUGGGCUCGGCCUGCUCCGCCGCUGCCCGUGUGCUGCAGCCUGCUUCAGUCAACAGCUGCGUGCGUUUUUCAUUGAGGCGACGUCAACGAGAGGAGGGAGAAGAAGGAAAAAAAACGCACAUUAGCAUGCGGCUUUAUUCGUGUUUCUAAGAGAAUCCCGGAGCCCGUCGUCCCUGCAGCAAGCCAAGACAGGCUAGUGUUAGCACCCCAAAGGAGGCAUCCAAACCAUGCAAAAGCUCCCCGAUCUCAUCAGAAGUUGACUUCAUAAUCUCCAUCGCUGUAGCUCAAAAUGGAUGCUGCUUGGAGCAAUUUUCUCUUCCAGAGUACUCCCACUCAGAAUCAAGUGGAGGGGAGCCUCCAAUCGGAGCUCAUGCAAGUGCACACGAGCUCUCCCCAGACCCCACCCACAGAGCACAUAGCACAACCUCCUUCCACGGUGGACACCACUGCUCUCAGUGAGGAGCCCCUGCCUGUCCCGGUGAAACCAGUGUCCCGGACGGCCCGCGCGCAACACAUCUGUGCCAUCUGCAACAAGCAGUUCAAGAACAACUACAACCUGCGGCGGCACCAGUCGGUCCACACUGGGCGGCCCGCAAACCCCAACCCCAACCCCGUGAAGAAGAACCACGCCUGUGAGACGUGCGGGAAGGCCUUCCGGGACGUGUACCAUCUCAACCGCCACCGUCUGUCCCACUCGGACGAGAAGCCUUUCUCCUGUCCCAUCUGCCAGCAGCGCUUCAAGAGGAAGGACCGCAUGAGCCACCACGUGCGCUCCCAUCAGGGCGGCGUGGAGAAGCCCUACAUCUGCCCCCACUGUGGCAAAGCUUUCUCCAGGCCCGACCAUCUCAACAGUCACGUCAGACAGGUGCACUCCUCAGAGCGCCCCUUUAAGUGCCCCACCUGUGAGUCCAGCUUUGCUACCAAGGAUCGGCUGCGCGCGCACAUGAUCCGCCACGAGGAGAAGGUGCCGUGCCACAUCUGCGGGAAGCUGCUGUCAGCCGCCUACAUCACCGACCACAUGAGAGUGCACAACCAGUCGCAGCACCACGUCUGCCACCUCUGCAAUCGCAGCUUCACCACCCUGACGUACCUCCGUGUCCACGCUCAGAAGCACCACGGCCAGGAGUGGAAGGAGAGCCCGGGAGGCUUCGGCGGCGCAGCCUCUGGCAGCGUUCUCGUCUGCCACCUGUGCGGCGUUCACUGCAAGACGCCGACCCAGCUCCAGGGUCACAUGGGCACCCACAGCAACAGCCAGGCUGCGCCGAGCCCCGUCACUUCCAACGUGGCCGCCAGCAGCUCCGUCUCCCUUAGCAACAUGGUGACAGCUCCCACUGUGUACGUGACGGGUAAUACAGUGGUGGACCUGCUGGUGACAGACUGCUCUAGCAUCGCCGCGCCGCAGACCCACAGUUAGCAGCAGAGAGCGGACUCUGAGCAGAGAUUGGAGAAGGUGAAUGCUGAUUCAGCUUCAGUUCAGAUAUUUUCCCACUUAUUUUGUAGGUAAAGUUAGGUCUAACUUUUGGAAAGAUGAGUCUGACUUCAGAGCUGGAACACUGGCCUCAGAGGAAAUAGCAUUCAAGGUAUGAAAAGGACACUAAUGACGGAUGUUCCUAAAUGCACAUGUGCGUUCAAAUCUCCGACGAAAGCGUUGUUUUUCGAGAGCAUCGAACGCAUCCCUCUUCCCUCUCUGCCUUCUCUCUCUCUCCGUCUGUCCUUCAGCUCUUUUGGCAGCAGCUGCUCUCCACAAGUGUACCAAGUACUGUAUAUCUCACACCAGCUCUGAUCUUUACCUCCAUUUUUGCAGCUCAUGUGCAAAGAAUCCAGAAGGCGUUGGAGAUGUUGCAGGGAGGGAAAAAAAAAUAAUAAAUUCAAAGAGGAAGUUGAGUGUUUGGACGUUAGGAACCUCCUGCAUGAUUUCUGUUUGGGGUUUUUUUUUCGACUAUUAUUUUUCACAAAGCGGAAACAUGAAAGGCUGUAUGAAAGCUCGUCGUCUUGAUCAGGACAUGCGAAGGGAUGGUGUUGCAUCAUGGGAUUCCCUGAAAAGGUACAGAAGCGUACGAAGAGUUGUGUUCAGGAGCAUCAAGCACCUUAAAUCAUUACGUUCACUAAGAAUCGAGUUUUCUCGGAUUGUCUUGCUCUAAAAGUCUUCCUCUCUGGCCUUUUUAUUAAAAAAAACAACAAAAACAACCAAGAGAAAAAUCAAAAAACUUGCUGAUCAACUCCUCAGCUUAUGACAUGGCAAAUCUUGCACCCGAGUACUACCUUUGCAUGAAAACGAACUAGCUCUGUCAUGCUUACUGUGGGGGAACUGUCACCAGGAAAGAAAAAAAUAAAAUGGCAGUUCCUCUAAGAUAGUUAGUUGUAAACAAUACUAUUUAUGAAAGUGUUGAUUUUAUUCAUGAAGGUUGCCAUUUUUUUUUUUUUUUGACUGUGAGUCAUCGCCAUAGUCCUUUUGUUUCGUCUUUGUACCAGUCCAAGUAAAAGCAUUAGAGUUAGCCAUUUGAUUCAGUGUAUAGCACACGUCAUCAUGAACUUUCACCUUUUUAUUUAUUUUUAUUUUUUUUGUUGCUUUUGAGUUGUGUGGCAUUGAAAGGGCUUUUAAAGUCACAAGUCAGGAACGUGGAGGAAUCGGCGACACCAUUCAGUAUGCUGUAAAA
Oryzias latipes (Japanese medaka) is the source of this 3372-nucleotide messenger RNA. RefSeq names its product MYC-associated zinc finger protein b (purine-binding transcription factor) (gene mazb). The record is from RefSeq and is a predicted model, not a curated record. NCBI's taxonomy places the organism in Eukaryota, Metazoa, Chordata, Actinopteri, Beloniformes, Adrianichthyidae. Gene Ontology annotation, biological process: regulation of gene expression. Gene Ontology annotation, cellular component: nucleus.